This is a messenger RNA of Wyeomyia smithii (pitcher-plant mosquito), 3749 nucleotides long. RefSeq names its product transcription termination factor 2 (gene lds). Lineage: Eukaryota; Metazoa; Arthropoda; Insecta; Diptera; Culicidae. The transcript has 6 exons. Bases 151 to 3570 code for a protein of 1139 amino acids. The record is from RefSeq and is a predicted model, not a curated record. Gene Ontology annotation, molecular function: ATP-dependent chromatin remodeler activity; ATP binding.
ACGGUUUUGAAUCAUUUUGCGCGUUGAGAACUGAACUUUUUGUAACUGUAAAAUUUGUGGACAAAAGGAUACGCAAGAUAGUAUAAUAUUGUUUAUUAUUCGAUUCAAGCACUUUAUUUGUACCGUUUUUGAAUUCGAUUGGUUAACAGUAUGUCGGAGGCGGAUGAUAUUUUUGCGGAAAAUUCCUCAGGCGAUGUGUACCUUUCCAGUGGAAGCUUCGAAGCGCCGCAGGAAUCGAUAGUAAUUGAAGAAACUGAAACCGAGGAAGAAUGGGAGGAAGAAGACAGCGCAUCCCGGCAAGCUCGGGAACGCAUUAAAAAGCGUCAAAGUCGGCGUAUGUCUUUUCACCCGGUGCGGAACAACUCUUCGAGUGAAAGUGAAGCCGACGAAAUUGAGAUGAAACGUAGUCGCAGCGAGCGAGAAGUAACGGUCAGUCUCGAUUCUACUAGUGAAGAGGAAUUAGCCGUGGAAAGCAGAGCCCUGUCGCCGGCAACUCGGCUUAGUAUCAGCGGAGUCCGUCCAGAUGAUCUUAGCUCCGAUGAGGAUGAAAUAAUUAUGAAAAAAUCGAAUCGCCCUAGAGUACUAAUGAUAGACGAUGAAGACAGCGAUGACGGAGAGGGCGACGAUGAAGAGGGCAACCAUGAAGAGGGCAACGAUGAAAGCAACAGAAGCGAACCGGUCGAAGCAUCCAUGGCUAGAGAUAAUGUGCAUGAUUCUUUCGAUGAUAGUCUUCCUUUGCACAGUUAUAAUGCAGAAUCAGGCAAACGCGAUUCUAUCAGUACGAAACUAUCAUCUACAGCAGUUUCGGAAGACACCGAGGAAUCUCAAGAAAAUGCUAUCGAUAAACGUUCUUCUACCAGUAUACAGAAAUCAAUCGACAAUAAAUUGUCUAUCAGUACGAAAUUAUCGUCCACAACUGUUUCUGAAGAAACUGAAGAAUUCCAUGAAAAUGCACGGUUAUCAAGCAGUAUAAGACAGUCAAUUGGUAAUAAGUUGUCCUCAACAGUAAUGGAAGAAAAUAAGGAGAAUAUCAGUUAUCAAGAUCGGAGCAGCUCGCCUAGUAUCGUUGAAAUACAUAAAUCGAAUUCGAUUUUGUUACUUUCUAGCGACGAUGAAGUUUCCUCUAAUGUUGAUAAACCAGCGCUAGUACAACCGACAAUCAAAUCUAUGUUUACUAAAAAACAGGUUUCGCAAAGUUUUUAUGAUAGCAAGAUGCGUAGUUUAGGCGAUAAAAAAGCCACCCUAGUUAAAAUGGAAAAACUAACCAAGGUUAAGGAUGAUUUGCCAGACAAAGGAGUUGCUCUUAUAAAAAGAAUGUUUGCUCUAAAGCACGAAAUACAUUCCUUAAGUAAAGAAAUCGAUCAAAUGGUAGUGAACGAGUCGAACAACGUUCGAACUGAAAUCCAAAAAAGUUUCGAAAGCUCGAUCGACACGAGCGGGCAGAUUUUGGUGGAUAGCCGAAACACUUCGGUGGCCAGUAACGAUUCCGCUGUUCAACCAGUGACCAAUUAUUCUUGGCAAGACAUUGCGAAGACCGCUGAUCAGAUCCAACCGAAGCACACUGGCAAGCAAGGGAUGGCUACAUUUGAAACGCAGAAAACGUUAACCUUGGAUCGUUUGGCUACACUGCACAAAUCGAUUGAGACGUGCCCUAGUGAGGAUACGCUGGCGGAACCACCAAAACUGCUGCGAAUUGACUUGAUGCACCACCAGUUGCAUGCUCUAGCAUGGAUGCUUUGGCGAGAGCGUCAAAAGCCGCGCGGGGGGAUACUGGCGGAUGAUAUGGGUUUGGGAAAAACAUUAAGCAUGAUUUCGUUAAUCCUAAAAAGUAUAGAGCUUGAUGAUCCCGACCAGGAGCAACGGAAAGAUAGCGAUUCUUCGACAGACGAAGAGAAUGGUGGUGUUAGUGCUGGCUGGAAGGCAAAAGGCAGACAGGAUUACUACGCUGGUGGAACUUUGAUCGUAUGCCCGGCUUCAUUGAUCAGACAGUGGGAAGGAGAGAUCACCAAUCGAGUGGCGCGAAACAGUUUGGCCGUAUCUGUUUAUCAUGGGUCAAAUCGAGAUGUAAAGCCAAGACAUCUGGCCAAGUACGAUGUUGUAAUCACGACGUACAACAUUGUAUCUCGGGAGUUGAAAAUAGAACGAAGUGGAAUUUUCGGAGUAAAAUGGGAGCGAUUGAUUUUGGAUGAAGCACACGUGAUUCGUAACCAUAAAAGUGCAAUGUCCGUUGCUUGCUGUAACCUAAAAGGUCGAUUUCGGUGGGCUCUUACCGGAACUCCUAUCCAGAACAAAGAAAUGGAUAUGUACGCGCUGAUGAAAUUUCUUCGCUGUAGCCCGUUUGAUGAUUUGAACCACUGGAAGAAGUGGAUAGACAACAAGAGUUCCGGAGGGAUGGUUCGACUUAACACGAUAAUGAAGUCGAUAAUGCUGCGGAGAACCAAACAGCAACUAAACGAAAAAGGCGCUCUGCAGGGACUUCCGAGUAAAAGCAUCGAAGUAAUUGAAGUACGGCUAGAUAAGGACGAAAUGAAUGUAUAUCAGAAAGUUUUACUCUAUUCACGAACGCUUUUCGCUCAGUUUUUGCACCAACGAGCUGAGAAAGCAAAUGAUGACAAUUUCGCUCAUUCAAGUCGACCGACAUUCGCUCAAACACGCCAACCAAAUGCCGCGUAUGAUCGUGUUCAUCAGAAACUGAAACAACUGCACACAAAAGAUGAGGUCAAGCAGCAUCAAAUUCUGGUGCUAUUGCUUCGCCUGCGCCAGAUUUGCUGUCACCCAGGGUUGAUACAGCAAAUGUUGGAAGAUGAUGAAGGAAAUUUCGAUGUAAGUUCAGAGGAAGAAGCAUCGUCUGAGUUAGAUUUGCUCGCACAGUUAAACAAGCUGAAAUUGACGGAUACAUCGGGUAGUGCUGCAGUCAAUAGCAGUACCGAAGAGGGGCAAAAGGAGCUAAACAUCAGCGACCAAUUACCCGGAAAUACGGAAGCCAUUUCGAAAGCAUCGUCCAAAGUGAUGCUACGUUCGAAUCCGGUUUUCGAUUUAGUGCGACUCAGUUCGAAGAUCGCCAAAGUGUUAGAUCUGCUAGAGGAGAAAGUUCUUUCCGGCAGUGAUAAAGCGAUCGUUGUGUCACAGUGGAGUAGCGUACUGGACAUCGUCGCACACCACCUAAGUGAGAAAGGAGUUCGCUUCGUGUCGCUUACCGGUAAGGUACCGGUGAAGUUUCGGAACGAUAUUGUACUGGAGUUUAACAAGCAGGGUUCGGGACCUAAGAUUAUGCUGUUAUCAUUAACCGCCGGCGGUGUCGGAUUGAAUCUCAUCGGAGCCAACCAUUUGCUUCUACUUGAUCUGCAUUGGAAUCCUCAGCUGGAAUCGCAAGCGCAAGACCGCGUAUAUCGAGUUGGACAGAAAAAGCCCGUGUAUAUCUGGAAGUUUAUGUGCGUGGACACCGUGGAGCAAGCGAUUCGAGUACUUCAGGAAAGGAAAUUGGGUAUAGCGAAUGAGGUGCUCACUGGAACUAAACAGACCAGCAGCAAACUAACGAUCGACGAUCUGAAGACACUGUUCGGCUUGUAAGCGGAAGUGCCGAUUCCAAUUGUUCUGUGAUAACUAGGAGGGUACGUUAUUUCCUUUUUUUUUCGAUACUCAACGCAAUGGUUCAUUCGUUCGCCGGGAAGUUACUAUACAGAUAGUUUGCUACAGAUUUAUGAGGGUUGGAAAUAUAACACAGUUUUUUGGUUGCCACAUUCCUCCAC